AUGACCCCACUCCAGGGGGCUGGCGCCGGGGCCUUCCUCUUCCCAGCAUCCUCUAGGAGUCUGGAGGUGGUUCAGCAUCAUUCUGUAGCCACCAGCCCCAUGACCCCACCCCAGGGGGCCAGCGCCGACGCCUUCCCCUUCCCAGCAUCCUCUAGGAGUCUGGAGGUGGUUCAGCAUCAUUCUGUAGCCACCAGCCCCAUGACCCCACCCCAGGGGGCCAGCGCCGACGCCUUCCCCUUCCCAGCAUCCUCUAGGAGUCUGGAGGUGGUUCAGCAUCACUCUGUAGCCACCAGCCCCAUGACCCCACCUCAGGGGGCCAGCGCUGACGCCUUCCCCUUCCCAGCAUCCUCUAGGAUUCUGGAGGUGGUUCAGCAUCACUCUGUAGCCACCAGCCCCAUGACCCCACCCCAGGGGGCUGGUGCCGACGCCUUCCCCUUCCCAGCAUCCUCUAGGAGUCUGGAGGUGGUUCAACACCACUCUGUAGCCACCAGCCCAAUGACCCCACCCCAGGGGGCUGGCGCCGGGGCUUUCAUCUUCCCAGCAUCCUGUAGGGGGCCGGGUGCGGAGACUAAGGAUGCAGAGCUGCAGUUGGGCCGCCAGGUGGAGUUCCGCUCUGUCGCCACGGCACCCAUGACUCCAAAAAACCCCAACAGCCCCACCGUCCCCGCUGCCUUCCCAGAGCUCAGCAGGAGAGAAGGGGAGGACAGGAAGGAGAAAGAGGGGAGGGACGAGAGGGAAACUACAACUAAAUGUGAGUCAGAGCCUGUUGUAGUUACUCCUCGUCUGGUGUUAGCCCCCGUACUGAAAUGUAGCGCUCCGAACGAGGAGGUGGCUGAAGAGACAAAGUCUCAGUCCAACAUGCCUCUAGAUAGCUCCGCUUACUCAGACCCUCAGAUUGAAAGACUCUGUCACAACCACGCUGAUGAACCGGAACCAGUGUCGGUUAAAAGGAGAGGGCAACAUGGGGCGACUGGGGACGCUGUCCAUCAAGAGGUCACCAUUCUGGUGACCCAGCAUGACAGCGUCGGAGUUGAGGAAGAAGAGGAGGAGGAAGAAGAGGAGGAGGAGGAGAGAAGGGAGGAGAUGAUGUCAUGUAUUCACUCCACUGAGCCUGAAGGGUCUGAAGGGUCUGUGGAGGGAGACAACAGUGAGGGGGUGAACGUUGUUCCUCCGGUGCCCCAAAACAGCCUGGAUGAUGGGAGGAGUGACGACACAGCUCAACCCAAAACCACAGGGACCGUCAUGAACCCACGCUCACACGGAAACAGACAGGAAGAUUCUCUCCCUCCUUCCGGUGAAGACAUUCAAACAGACACAAAGCAGAAGACAUCACCACAAUCCCUGACUAAAAACAAGCACCCUGAACAAAUAGGAGAGGAAGCGAAGCUCUGCUUUAGUGAGGAGCAAACCAACCAGACUGAACAGCGCAGCCAAGUGGACAGGAGUGGAACUCCCCAACCCAACCAGACAGAACAGCGCAGCCUAGUGGACAGGAGUGGAUCUCCCCAACCCAACCAGACAGAACAGCGCAGCCUAGUGGACAGGAGUGGAACUCCCCAACCCAACCAGACAGAACAGUUCCAGCGCCCUCUAGUUGGCCCUCCAGUCCCUGCCUCCCUGGCUCGGCAGCAGCAGCACAUGAUGACCCAGGUUAGUCUAGAGGUGGUUCAGCAUCACUCUGUAGCCACCAGCCCCAUGACCCCACCUCAGGGGGUCGGCGCUGACGCCUUCCUCUUCCCAGCAUCCUCUAGGAGUCUGGAGGUGGUUCAGCAUCACUCUGUAGCCACCAGCCCCAUGACCCCACCUCAGGGGGUCGGCGCUGACGCCUUCCUCUUCCCAGCAUCCUCUAGGAGUCUAGAGGUGGUUCAGCAUCACUCUGUAGCCACCAGCCCCAUGACCCCACCUCAGGGGGUCGGCGCUGACGCCUUCCUCUUCCCAGCAUCCUCUAGGAGUCUGGAGGUGGUUCAGCAUUACUCUGUAGCCACCAGCCCCAUGACCCCACCUCAGGGGGUCGGCGCUGACGCCUUCCUCUUCCCAGCAUCCUCUAGGAGUCUGGAGGUGGUUCAGCAUCACUCUGUAGCCACCAGCCCCAUGACCCCACCCCAGGGGGCCAGCGCCGACGCCUUCCCCUUCCCAGCAUCCUCUAGGAGUCUGGACGUGGUUCAGCAUCACUCUGUAGCCACCAGCCCCAUGACCCCACCCCAGGGGGCCGGCGCCGACACCUUCCUCUUCCCAGCAUCCUCUAGGAGGAAGGGGGCGGAGACUAAGGACGCUGAGCUGCAGGUGGGCCGGCAGGUGGAGUUCCGUUCUGUCUCCACGGCACCCAUGACUCCAAAAACGGCCCCCACCGCCCCCGCAGCCUUCCCAGAGCUCAGCGGGAGAGAGGGGGAGGAGAGGAAAGAGGAGAGAAAGGUGGAGGAGAGUACGAACGAGAAGAACGGGGGGAGAACAGAAGAGAAAACUGAAGCAAAAGCAAAGGAGGAGGUAAAGGAGGGUGAGGAGCAGACAAAGGAAGAGGAGAGGUUGGACGAGGUGGUGCAGGAGGUACGGUGGGACGAGAAGGGGAUGACGUGGGAGGUGUAUGGGGCAGUAGUAGAGGUAGCCGUCCUGGGCUCAGCCAUACAGAAACACCUGGAGAAACAGGUUGGGAAGCUCAGGAAGCAUCCCUCCCCUGCCCUGCCUCCCCCUCCUCCCCUCAACCCAACCGCCAUGCCCCUCCUUCCCCCCCCUCCCCUCAACCCAACCGCCAUGCCCCUGCCUCCCCCUCCUCCCCUCAACCCAACCGCCAUGCCCCUGCCUCCCCAUCCUCCCCUCAACCCAACCGCAAUGCCCCUGCCUCCCCCUACCCCUCCUCCCCUCAACCCAACCGCCAUGCCCCUGCCCUCCACCCCUCCUCCAGCCUCUGGGGCCACCCAGGGAUUGUCAGGUAAGGGCUCGGCCAGGAAGAGAGGCGAGCGGGACGGGAAGAGAGGCAGGCGCCGGAGGAAUCCUUUCCGUUUGCUGUUGAAGAACAUGCAGCCCCCCAACUGUUGCUCCCGAGCUCAUUCCACUGAGUGA
This is a messenger RNA of Coregonus sp. 'balchen', 3057 nucleotides long. The record is from the annotation of a GenBank genome assembly. NCBI's taxonomy places the organism in Eukaryota, Metazoa, Chordata, Actinopteri, Salmoniformes, Salmonidae.